This is a messenger RNA of Oryzias melastigma (Indian medaka), 940 nucleotides long. RefSeq names its product peroxiredoxin 5 (gene prdx5). Gene Ontology annotation, biological process: cell redox homeostasis; hydrogen peroxide catabolic process; cellular response to oxidative stress. The transcript is spliced from 6 exons. The record is from RefSeq and is a predicted model, not a curated record. The coding region runs from base 154 to 723 and encodes 189 amino acids. NCBI's taxonomy places the organism in Eukaryota, Metazoa, Chordata, Actinopteri, Beloniformes, Adrianichthyidae. Gene Ontology annotation, molecular function: thioredoxin peroxidase activity. Gene Ontology annotation, cellular component: peroxisome; mitochondrion; cytoplasm.
UGAAGCUAUUUUAAGUCUUUACGGUGAAGCGGGGCGACCCCGUGAACCCGUUAGACUGGAGGAGCCCGUUCCGCCUCGGUUUGAAGGUGAACCCUUCCUUCAGCACGCCCGUCCCUGAGCGCUGCUCCCGCGUGAGCGUCUCUGCGCGACGCUAUGCUCCUCACCAGAUCCAGUCCCAUCAGGCACUGCGGGCCGCUGCUUCACAGACUUCUGCACGGUUCUUCCUCCUCCAGAAUGCCGAUUCAGGUUGGUGAGCCUCUUCCGGCUGUGGAAGUUGAUGAGGGGGAGCCAGGAAAGAAGGUGUCCAUGGAUCAGCUCUUUAAGGGAAAAAAGGGGGUCCUCUUUGCUGUCCCUGGAGCUUUCACUCCAGGUUGCUCUAAGACUCACCUCCCAGGUUUUGUGCAGGAAGCUCAGAGCCUGAAAAGCAAAGGCAUACAGGAAGUGGCGUGCAUCUCUGUCAAUGAUGCGUUUGUCAUGGCUGCAUGGGGGAAGGAGCACGGAGCAGAGGGCAAAGUCAGAAUGUUGGCUGAUCCGACUGGAGCAUUCACGAAGGCCGUUGACCUGUUACUGGACAGUGAUCAGAUUGUGCAGGUGCUGGGAAACAAACGUUCUAAGAGGUAUGUGAUGCUGGUGGAGGACGGAGUGGUGAAGAAGAUCAACGUGGAGCCGGAUGGCACCGGUUUGACCUGCAGUCUGGCCUCCAACAUCAUGUCGGAGCUGUAGCCUCCACACGGGUGUACUGAACCAGAACCGUUAACCAACAGCCACUGUAAAAGAUGCACUGUUUCCUCUUUUCCCAAAGUUUAAUGCAAUUGUAAAGUGAACGCUUGUGUCAGAGCUGGAAGGCAAGCCAUACGCACAAUUAUGACACGGGGAGCUUUUUCUAGACUGUUCUUUUGUUUAUUUGUAGCAAAUAAAAUUCUUUCUAAAAGCAAUAAAA